This is a messenger RNA of Apis florea (little honeybee), 1496 nucleotides long. It is a transcript of the gene Syx1A, whose product is annotated as syntaxin 1A. Gene Ontology annotation, molecular function: SNARE binding; SNAP receptor activity. Gene Ontology annotation, cellular component: plasma membrane; SNARE complex; endomembrane system. Lineage: Eukaryota; Metazoa; Arthropoda; Insecta; Hymenoptera; Apidae. The record is from RefSeq and is a predicted model, not a curated record. Gene Ontology annotation, biological process: intracellular protein transport; vesicle fusion; exocytosis.
CUUCGGUCCUGAAUAUAGUUGACGUCACCGGCGCAUGCGUAGCACACCGGACGGCACUGCAGAAGCAGGCGAGUUCGCGAGUGUAUCGAUUUUACGAUCGUGUCUCUCGCCGCUAGUGCGUCCGUUUCCUUUAGUUUUUAGUGGUCGUGCUCAUAGUACAUGGAUAAAAUCGUGAAUGGGAUUAGUCGCUAGUCUCAUCACUCCGUACAUCUGCUGACUCGCAACACUUUGUCACCCUCGCCAUGACUAAGGAUAGAUUAGCAGCUCUUGUUGCGGCCCAGUCGGACGAUGAUGACGUGGCGGACGAUGUGUCCGUCAAUGUUGGCGGGCCCGAUGAUUUUAUGACCGAGUUUUUCGCGGAAGUGGAGGAAAUCCGCGAAAUGAUAGACAGGAUCCAAACGAACGUGGAGGAUGUGAAGAAAAAGCAUAGUGCCAUUUUGUCGGCACCUCAAACCGACGAAAAGGUUAAAAUGGAAUUGGAAGACCUGAUGUCCGACAUCAAGAAAACGGCGAACAAAGUGAGGGCUAAAUUGAAGGUGAUAGAGCAAAAUAUCGAGCAAGAGGAGCACACGAACAAAUCGUCGGCGGAUCUGAGGAUACGGAAGACACAGCACUCGACGCUCUCGAGGAAGUUCGUCGAGGUGAUGACGGAGUACAAUCGGACCCAGACCGAUUACAGAGAGCGGUGUAAGGGAAGGAUACAACGACAGCUGGAAAUCACCGGUAGGACGACCACCAACGAGGAGCUGGAGGAAAUGUUGGAACAGGGGAAUCCGGCUGUGUUCACGCAGGGGAUUAUCAUGGAAACGCAACAAGCGAAACAGACCCUCGCCGAUAUCGAGGCACGCCACGCCGACAUCAUUAAACUAGAAAACUCCAUCAGGGAGCUUCACGAUAUGUUCAUGGAUAUGGCGAUGUUGGUGGAAAGUCAGGGCGAGAUGAUAGAUCGCAUAGAAUACCAUGUGGAACACGCGGUGGACUACGUGCAGACGGCUACGCAGGACACCAAAAAAGCGCUCAAGUAUCAAAGCAAAGCUCGACGGGUGAGUCCUCCCCAGAUCGCACAAUCCCCGGAUCGAUCUUUUCGUUCGCGUCUAAUUCGUCACUUUUUGUUUUGUUCCCCUCGAUCCUCCACCUCCCCCUCACCUCCCCUCCUUUAUCUUCCUUCCAUCCUAUUUCUCUCUCUCUCUCUCUCUUUCUCUCUCCCAAUUGUACUCGCGUUUCUUUUAAUCCCUUUAUACAUUAUUUCGCCUAUUUAUUUACUAUUUACACGUAACCCGUUUACGCUUUUUGGUUAUUUUCGCUUUUUUCGCCCCCUCCCCCUCGUUUGUACUGCUACCACUACUACUACUACUACUACUACUACUAUUACUACUAUUACUACUGUUAUUAUUACUACAUUACCGCUACUGCUACUGCUACUACUAUUCUCCUGAUACAUAUAUAUAUGUAUAUAUAUAUAUACGACGCGACAUCGAAUAAAACGACGACGUUUU